This is a messenger RNA of Penaeus vannamei (Pacific white shrimp), 1375 nucleotides long. The record is from RefSeq and is a predicted model, not a curated record. NCBI's taxonomy places the organism in Eukaryota, Metazoa, Arthropoda, Malacostraca, Decapoda, Penaeidae.
CGACCGAGAGCGGCCUUGUGCGACCGCCUCGACCAGUAUACUUCCAACCUGUAGUGGCGAGUGAGCGCUUAUCUCCGGGGCUCCUGGUGACUUGAAUGCCUGUGUGAGAGAGGACGUCGGCGGAACCAAAAUGGCGGAGGAACUGUCGGACUAUGAGGAACUUUUGAUCGCUGGAGGAGGAGGAGGAGGAAGCCUCGUUGGAGGAGGAGGAGGAGAUAACGCCACCGCCAGAUUGGAGGAACUGAAGGUGGCCCUCGAACACUUCCAGAGUAACACGGAUGUCUUCUUCCUCAUAACCAUGGGAACGAUCGUGUUCUUUUUGCAGGCCGGUUUUGCCUUCUUGGAAGCUGGUGCCGUGAGAUCGAAGAACACGACCAACAUUCUGAUCAAGAAUAUGUUGGAUGUUUUCAUCGGCGGGAUCUCCUACUGGCUCGUGGGCUACGCUCUGGCCUUCGGAGAGGGCAACAUGUUCUGCGGGACCGUCUACUGGGCCUCCGUCGGCGUUCCUGACGAGCGGCUCGCCUUCUGGUUCUUCCAGUUCGUGUUCGCCGCCACCUGCGCCACCAUCGUCUCGGGCUCCAUGGCUGAGAGGUGUGCCUUCAGCGCCUACUUCAUCUAUUCCAUUAUUUUAACAGCCUUCGUGUACCCCAUCGUGACUCACUGGGCGUGGACGGAGGAGGGCUGGCUGUCCAUCCGCGGCUACCAGGACUUCGCAGGAUCGGGCGUCGUCCACCUCACGGGCGGCGUCGCAGCUCUCGUGGGCGCCAUCAUCCUCGGGCCGAGAAUUGGGCGCUUCGGUCCCAACGGGAGGGAGAUUCGCGGACACUCGGUGCCGUUUUGUAUCGCGGAAAUACACGAACACUACAUUGACCCAGUUCUAAAUGUGGGACUGGCUGGUGUAAGCUGUGGCCUGCCAAUUGAUAUAACACAGAGAAAAUCCACAGAGAGAAAGUUGAAAAUUGAUCAGAUAAGCAAACAUAUAAGUGUUGCUGCGUACGCUCGCCGACUGAUUAAGAGGCUUACUGGUCACUUCUAUUCACUGAAAGAGCCCGAUACAACUGCAGAAAUUAAGUAUAAGCUCGCUUUGAGUCUACACAUGAGCGUUGUCACUGUGAGCGGGAGGUACCAGCUUGUAUUACCCGUGGGGGAUGGCUUCCAUCCGUCUGUUCGGGUUCCUCCGCCUUCAACGGGGGCCUCCCAGGCCGUCCAUUGCCAGAGGGGCGACGCGGCGGCGGUGGCCAAGUCCGUCGUGAACACCGUCAUCUCCGGCUGUUCCGCGGGCAUCGUCGUCCUGCUGCUGUACCGCUCGGGCCUCUGCGGUCGCACGCACGCUUGGUCCUUCCUCAUGGCCCUCAACGGCGCCCUGUGCGGCAUG